This is a messenger RNA of Capsaspora owczarzaki ATCC 30864, 360 nucleotides long. RefSeq names its product 60S ribosomal protein. Gene Ontology annotation, cellular component: cytosolic large ribosomal subunit; ribosome. The transcript has 3 exons. The record is from RefSeq and is a predicted model, not a curated record. Gene Ontology annotation, molecular function: structural constituent of ribosome. Gene Ontology annotation, biological process: translation. Bases 33 to 188 code for a protein of 51 amino acids. NCBI's taxonomy places the organism in Eukaryota, Filasterea, Ministeriida, Capsasporidae.
AACCAGUUGCUCGCUCUCUCUUCCUCCUUACGAUGCCGUCCCAAAAGAGCUUUAUUAUCAAGCGAAAGCUUGGCAAGAAGAUCAAGCAGAACCGCCCCAUUCCCAACUGGUUCCGCCUGCGCACGGACAACACGAUCCGCUACAACGCUAAGCGCCGCCACUGGAGGCGCACCAAGCUCAACUUCUAAAGAGAUUCGUUUUUCUGGAAGUUGUCUUGCUGCCCAUGUCGUUGUGCUCCCUUCGAUCGACGCUCGUCCGUCUCCUCAAGUGACAUUAUGCUGGCGUGUUCCAUCCCGUGUGGUUGCGUCUCUGUGCUCUCUUUUGGCUGCUGGAUAAAACAAUCCUUGCGAUUUCAUCACC